Ylistrum balloti is the source of this 1445-nucleotide messenger RNA. Its product is annotated as dynein regulatory complex protein 9-like. The record is from RefSeq and is a predicted model, not a curated record. NCBI's taxonomy places the organism in Eukaryota, Metazoa, Mollusca, Bivalvia, Pectinida, Pectinidae. Bases 63 to 1223 code for a protein of 386 amino acids. The transcript has 8 exons. Gene Ontology annotation, biological process: cilium organization. Gene Ontology annotation, cellular component: motile cilium; cytoplasm. Gene Ontology annotation, molecular function: protein binding.
CAAUAUGGAGGCCAGGCAGUAAAUCGAGAAACACUGUGAAUAUUGAUUUAUAAACAAGUGUCAUGAUGUUGGAGGGCACAUCAGCCAUCCAUGUGGCCACCAUCCUGGAGGAUUGUGUGGACCAGCUCUCUGUCCUGGGACGCAUCAUGCCCGCUGCUUAUGAGGGCAAGUUUGAUGCUGUAGAGCUUGUUCAAAAUGAACUCAACCAGCUAGUGAUGGGGCAGAAGGAACUGGAACUUAAAUAUCAGACAAUCCUCUCAAAAAAACUGGACCUCCGAAACACAACUAAAAAUGCUGCUAAACUCAGUGAAGUGGAGCAAGAAGUUAUGGAUGCUGGACGUGACUUAAGAAACAGUACACAUGUUUUUGGGCGAAGUUUACGUCAGAAUCCGCUUACUAGUGAUAACACAGCAAAAAUCCAAGCUGAUAGAGGAUUUUUGGAGGGAGUGAUGAGUGAUACGCUGUCAGAAUUGAUCCAGAACUGUAGCUUUCAGGCGCUCAUGGAAGCAGUCCGGCUACAAAAGGAAAGAAAAGCUAGAUUACAGGAUACAAUCCUCAAAGAAGAAAAUGGACGUAAACGGGUCAAGCUUCUCAACAAACAACUACAAGACAUUAAGAAGGAGAAGGAAGUCGAACUUCAACAGAGGAACAACAUGAUCGCUCACUACAAAGAUCAGCUGCAGGAAAUGAAGGCCAAGACAAACAUGGAGGGAAAAUACACUAAAAAGUCGGCCGAAGUUGCUGUUGCACAGACUCAGAAACGAUGUCAGCUGUCAGAGCGGGAGCUGCAGACAGAGAUAGAGCAACUGAAACACAAGAUUGAUGAGGAGAACCGAUGUAACAUUGAAAUUGAGUCCUACCUUAAGACCCACCAAGAGGAAUUGGAGAAAAAGGUUGAAUACUGGCUGACCAAGUAUGACAAAGAUGUAGAGGCCAAACAACAUGAGCUGGAUGUCCUCAAGGCCAGUAAGGCUAAGGAUCUUGACCGCCUCCAGGAACUGACCAAACAGUAUAAGGAAUAUGAACAAGUAGUAGUUGAAGAUCGUAUUGAGAAGGAGAAAGCACGCCGAAAGGCAGACCAGGAGGCCAUUGAGCUUAAGGCUGCCAUCAGGGUACAAGCCUGGUGGAGGGGUGUCAUGGUCCGCAAAGGGUUCGGACCUUACAGUAAGAAGAAGAAGGGAAAGAAAGGCAAAAAAGGAAAGAAAGGCAAAAAGAAGAAGUAAAAUGUGCGUUAUCAUUGUCAGCUGGACUGUCGCAUUCUUCUUUAAGUGUGAAUACAAACCUCUGUGAUCUAGAAAUGACUGAAAAAUAUAUUUAUCUGACCUUCAAUAAAAAUUACUCGGACAAUAAAAUCAUGUGAUGACAGUUUUUAUUCAUUUUGGCUUUCAAAAUACAACUUUGGAUUUUUUCUACAUUUCUAUGUGGAUAAUUUGUUAGUAUAUAUA